Messenger RNA from Hippocampus zosterae (dwarf seahorse), 2683 nucleotides. Its product is annotated as ras-related protein Rab-40C-like. The record is from RefSeq and is a predicted model, not a curated record. The coding region runs from base 621 to 1499 and encodes 292 amino acids. NCBI's taxonomy places the organism in Eukaryota, Metazoa, Chordata, Actinopteri, Syngnathiformes, Syngnathidae. Gene Ontology annotation, cellular component: synaptic vesicle; plasma membrane; endosome. Gene Ontology annotation, biological process: protein localization to plasma membrane; intracellular signal transduction. The transcript is spliced from 6 exons. Gene Ontology annotation, molecular function: GTP binding; GTPase activity.
GGGUUUUUUCACUGAAUUUGGAUUUGACGUCUGUUUGCAGCAGAGCAGGUAUUACUGUAUUAAAUUGAGGAUAUUGCGUUUCAAUUACGUCAUACCCGGAAGCGCCAACACCGUCCUUACGGAAGCCGUGCUAGCUAUACUGUAUGGUUCUCAUUAUUACCUAAACUGCCAAAUAAGACAAAGAAUUGCAAAUUUCUUAAGUGCAUUGCUUUGUGUGGGAGUCGCCUUUACCAGUUCAGACUUUCUAUGCUCUGAGUCUCGUUAAGGUUGGAGCAGACGUUUUUUAACUUUGUUUUUUGCUAACGAGGCAGCUAGAGUGGCGAAGGCUCGUGUUAUUUUUGUUUCUGUAAACAUUGACGUUUCAUCGAUGGUGUGUGGGUAGGCCUUUUUCAUGCUUGUUCGCAAUUUAUGUAUAACUUCUCUCUGAAAUCGGUCAAAUCGCAACGUAUUUGCACCGACGAUCGGCGCAGUGUAUUCUCCUAGCUACUAUAUUACGAAGAAACCCGUCAAAGGGUAUUUAUUUACGAGUUGGUUAUUGUUGGGGCCGCCUGGUUUGUCCCUUGCCACGACUAUUGAAAGCGUGGCGAGCUUCACCAGCUCCCCGAGAACCGCCGGCUUCAAUGCGUGGGAUGAUGGGCAGCCAGAGUAGUCCUGUCAAGAGUUACGACUAUCUCCUUAAAUUCCUCUUGGUGGGAGACAGUGACGUCGGGAAGGGAGAAAUCCUGGAAAGUUUACAGGACGGCUCGGUAGAGUCUCCCUAUGCUUACACUAGUGGAAUAGAUUACAAGACAACAACAAUACUGCUGGAUGGAAGAAGAGUAAAAUUAGAGUUAUGGGAUACAUCUGGCCAGGGCAGAUUCUGCACCAUCUUUAGGUCAUACUCAAGAGGAGCACAGGGCAUCCUCCUUGUUUAUGACAUCACCAAUGGCUGGUCGUUUGAUGGCAUUGACCGCUGGAUCCGAGAAAUUGAUGAGCAUGCCCCAGGUGUGCCCAGGAUCUUGGUUGGUAACCGACUUCACUUAGCUUUCAAGCGGCAGGUUCCAACAGAGCAAGCAAGGGCUUACGCUGAGAAAAACAGCAUGACGUUCUUUGAGGUCAGCCCGCUGUGCAACUUCAACGUCAUCGAGUCUUUCACAGAACUCUCACGCAUCGUGCUCAUGAGGCAUGGGAUGGAGAAGUUCUGGAGGCCCAACAGAGUUUUCAGCCUCCAAGAUCUGUGCUGCCGUUCCAUCGUCUCCUGCACGCCCGUGCACCUCAUCGACAAGCUGCCUCUCCCCGUGGCCAUCAAAUCCCAUCUCAAAUCCUUCUCCAUGGCCAACGGCAUGAAUGCCGUCAUGAUGCACGGGCGCUCCUACUCGGUAGCCAACAGUGCCGCCUUGGGCGUCACAAGUUGUGGAAGCAAGGCCAACAGCAUCAAACGCUCCAAGUCCUUCAGGCCCCCACAGAGUCCACCGAAAACCUCUUCAUCCUCAUCCAAAGGGAACUGUAAGAUAUCAUAAUGAAAGCGUGCAGAAGUCUGUGUGUAUUUUAGCCUUGUUUUACUCCAAGAGGCCUCUUAAGGCCAAAGGAGGUGCAAACAACCUACCGACAAGUAAACCUGAUCAGAAUUUCGCACCACCUUGAAAUUGCUUCGCUCUGUUCUGAUGGGUUUGGGGUUUUUUUUUUCUCAAAUGUACUUAGUGCCAUGUUUGGAGGAUGUUUUGUCCGCACUUUUGCUAAAGAAGCUCAUUGAUCGAGUUCAACAUGACAAUGGACCAAAAGAUGAGUUGAGGUGCAUCACGCCACAUCCAACACUACAAAAAGAGGGUGCGGGGGUAAUCUUCAGCUCGUUUUAUUGACAAGUUUAUUUGUCUGUAAUAUUUAAAGUUGGAUGUGAACUUUUACAUUUUAUUGACAUGGGUGGGAGACUCGUCAAAUUUACAGUGUCUUAUACCCUGACCGAGGGUUCACUUUCUUUGAAAUCCGAGACUGUUUGUUGCAUUUUAAAUAUGACGUAUUUCAAUUUUAUAAUCGGGAAAAGAAGGGGUCGAUAAACUAUUUGCACAGAGUUAAACAAAGCCGGCAUCUAAAAACAGCAUUGCUCCGUUUGGGUUUUGUAAUGUCUUUGUCCUCAUCUGCUGCUCGUGUUUCAUCCACCGAUGGACAUUUUGCUCUGGCGUUUCGGCCUAUUUAGUGAAAUGAUAGUUUACAUUAAAUACACGGGAAAUGGCUUGGUGCUGAUGAUGUACAGGUUUUUAUCAUGAUAAUUGUGCUAUCUCAGUUCUUAUCAUAAAUUUGUGAAUUGUAUGUUUGUUUGUUUUAUUGCCUUUCCAAUAAUUGUAAACGGUACGUCAUGUAUUUAUGAAUGUAAAAAAUUGUAGUCAUCGGCGACCUUGCUGUGGCCACAGAGGACCAGCUGGAAUGUGAUGUCGCUGCCUCGCGUAUUUGUGCAUUGGACUGUCUUGCAGCCUCUUUAAAAGUGUAGGCACACGCGACAGAGGUGCAUGGUGACCGUUGACCUUGCACAAACUUCACCUUGGAACUCAAUAAUUGACAAAAGGUGUAAGAUGACAUGUUUACAGCGAAACCUCAGUAAGAGCACAAAGUAAGUGGGGUUGUAAUAAUCUGCAUAAAUAUCGGUAUGCCAUUUGAAUUCAGUCCUAACGUUACUUGCCUAAUAAAACAAAAUUAUUUGAUGAGAUUA